Messenger RNA from Lutra lutra (Eurasian river otter), 457 nucleotides. RefSeq names its product cytochrome b-c1 complex subunit 7-like. Gene Ontology annotation, biological process: mitochondrial electron transport, ubiquinol to cytochrome c. The transcript has a single exon. Lineage: Eukaryota; Metazoa; Chordata; Mammalia; Carnivora; Mustelidae. The record is from RefSeq and is a predicted model, not a curated record. The coding region runs from base 16 to 348 and encodes 110 amino acids.
AUUUCUGGGGUCACAAUGGCGAGCAGGCCUGCCGCUGUAGCAUCAAGCCAGCGGCUGGAGGGUAUUCGAAAGUGGUACUACAAUGCUGCAGGGCUCAACGGACUGAGGUUGAUGCGAGAGGAUACGGUACGUGAGGACGACGAUGUGAAAGAUGUAAGAAGGCUUCCUGAAAACCUUUAUAAUGACAGGAUGUUUCGCAUUAAGAAGGCACUGGAACUGACCAUGAGGCAUCAGAUCUUGCCUAAAGAGCAAUGGACAAAAUAUGAGGAGGAUAAAUUCUACCUUGAGCCAUAUCUGAAAGUAGUUAUUCGGAAAAGGAAAGAGAGGGAGGAAUGGGCAAAGAAGUAAUCAUGGAGUUGAAAACUGGAUGCAGCUGCUCUCAAAGUAUUUUUAAGAAGUUAAAUACACAUGAAAUGUACAAUUUAGAACUGAGCUGCAAAUGUAUUGCUUUAAAUAG